Messenger RNA from Aureobasidium namibiae CBS 147.97, 1044 nucleotides. RefSeq lists its product as uncharacterized. NCBI's taxonomy places the organism in Eukaryota, Fungi, Ascomycota, Dothideomycetes, Dothideales, Saccotheciaceae. The transcript has a single exon. The record is from RefSeq and is a predicted model, not a curated record. The coding region runs from base 1 to 1044 and encodes 347 amino acids.
AUGAGCGAAAACACACCUCUCUCCACAUUCAGGUUCAUGGACCAGCUCCCUUCCGAGAUCCGCGGUAAGAUAUUCGGACAUAUGGUACGACUAGCACGACAAAGGUUCCAGAAGUUCCAAGAGCGAAAUGGCACGUGGCACUUUCCUUAUGCUCCCACCAUCUGGCAGAUCGGGAUUCAUCUCAGCGAGUCGCCUUGGAUCAAGCUCAACAAAAAGUAUUGCGCAGAGUAUUUGAGAGAGUUUCUCAAGCAAGUACACUUCGGUGAGGACUUUGAACACUGGGUCGUACAUCAGAUGCGCAGACAGGAUACAAAGCGAGCACAAGCAUACGGAAAGGUUGAGCAGUUCAGGUGGGCAAGGAACGCAGAGAGACGAUCGAAGCGGAUGCACACGCUUGAUACUUGCCUUCGGACCAUCGAUCGCCGCCUGAGGAUCGCGACUGCCCAAGAAGACCUGAACAAGCCAUUCGCAAAACUAUCCAACUACGUGUCAGGAAUCUAUGUCUACCACAACACAGUGUUUCGAAGUAGUGAUCCGGUGCGUUUCCAAUCCAUCGAGCCAUGCAUGGCAAGACCUCUGAAACAAUUGAGACGACUCCACGAAAAGUACAACAUCCCACCCAGCAAGAUGUAUCUUCACAUAUCCUAUGGCAGCCCAUCCCCAAGUUUCGCAGAGUUCACAUCUAUACACGACAGAGUCUACAACAGGGACUUUGCCGAGUCUCUGCGCUCAGUACGGCCCAAGAUUUGGGUAGCAGACUAUGAUGCCUCGGUCGCUGCUCUGGAUGAAGAGAUUCGUGUGCUGAGAGGCCCGCUGAGAGACAAGCUUCAAGAGGCCAGAGUUCGAUAUUCAAGACUGAAUCCUUUCUGGGACAGCGUUGGAGCGUUGAGGGCAAGUAUUGAGCGUGACAUCACAGCCGUCAGACGACUCCAUUUGAGAAUCAUUGACGAUGUCAUCAAGUUCUGGAAAGCACAGGAUGGUUGGUAUGAGUUGGAUGAUAUGUUCAAGAUUGCGGAGGCGUGGAGUGCAGAGCACGAGGAUUGA